Medicago truncatula (barrel medic) is the source of this 913-nucleotide messenger RNA. RefSeq names its product vascular-related unknown protein 4. Gene Ontology annotation, biological process: xylem development. The transcript has 3 exons. NCBI's taxonomy places the organism in Eukaryota, Viridiplantae, Streptophyta, Magnoliopsida, Fabales, Fabaceae. The coding region runs from base 105 to 626 and encodes 173 amino acids. The record is from RefSeq and is a predicted model, not a curated record.
AUUCCCUCUUUAGAACUAGCCACCAAACUCAACUAAUUACAUCAUAUAUAUAUUCUUUAUCUUCUCUUGUUGGCUUUUCAAAAUUAAAUUAAACAAUAGCUUCAAUGAGUUCAAUAAGCAAAGCUCCAUCCAACAAUAACAUGAUAAGUUUUGAGUCUUCUGAGGAGAGUAGUUGGACCAAGUAUUUUGAGGAUUUCUUUAACAAUGAUCAGAAAUGUUCUAUUAAUUCUUUCUCUGAUUUUGAUGAUGGCUCUUCUUCCCUUGUCUCUGAUGCUGCUAAUUCCUUGGUUGGUGAAAAAAAAUUAGCUGAUCAAAGUGCACAAGGUGGUAUGGAAUAUAUUAAGAAAUUGAGUUUCAAGAAGAGGAAGAAAAUCAUAACUAGUUUGGUUGAUCAUGAUUUGGAAGAUACUGCAAGUUCUCCUAUCAAUAGCCCUAAGGUAUUCAAAGCAAAAGAGAAGGAAGAAAUAGACCACUUUUAUCAGGAGAAAGGAAAUACCCCAAGAGAAAAAGAUGAGAGGAAGGAAGUGGGAUUGAAUGAAAGAGAUACUAGUAGGGACCACACAGAAUUAAAUAAAAAAGGCCUUUGCUUAGUUCCAAGGUCUAUGGUAUUGAACUAUGUAGGUUGAUUAUAAGAUUUUAAUGACACCACCUCCAUAUAUGCAUUCCUUUCUCUUAAUUCUAUUGUUGGAAUCAUUUCUCUCUCUCUCUUUGAAAAUAGCCUAGUAGUGAGAAUCUCGCACCUUAAGUGUGUAAAAAUUAAAGGAGGAUUGCUAGUUUGAACAUGCGCUUCAACAAAUAUCAAAUGUUCUAUUAUAAAAUUAAAUUGUAUUUUCAGGACAUCAUUUCUUUUAAUGUAGUGUAUAUUUGCACCUUGUAAAUAUAUAAUGAGAUGCAUAAUUAUUUUUCGUUUUUA